CCAUCAUGGCUGCCUCCUGUCUUCGACUUUUAUCUUCAACCAAGAAAGACCUUCCUAAAUGGUCAUGCAUCCUCAGCUCAUCUUUAAAGUUUUCCACCAGUAACCGAAAUGAUGCCAGAUUCUAUAAAACGGCAUUAGAAGCUGUUGAAGACAUUCCAAAAGGAUCAAAAUUAUUAGUUGGAGGUUUUGGACUGUGUGGUAUUCCUGAGAAUUUAAUUAAUGCCUUGUUACAGACUAAAGUGAAGGAUUUAACAGUUGUCAGUAAUAACGCUGGGGUGGAUGAUUUCGGACUUGGGCUGUUGCUUCAACAAAAACAGAUUAAACGAAUGAUAUCAUCGUAUGUGGGAGAAAAUGCUGAAUUUGAAAGACAAUAUUUAUCAGGAGAAUUAGAAGUAGAGCUCACACCACAGGGAACAUUAGCGGAGCGUAUCAGAGCAGGUGGUGCCGGAAUCCCAGCAUUCUUCACUGCUACUGGGUAUGGAACUUUAAUCCAUGAAGGUGGAGCACCAAUUAAAUAUAAUUCUGAUGGAAGUAUUGAUGUCACUAGCCAGGCAAGGGAGAGUCGUGAUUUUAAUGGAAGGAAUUAUAUCAUGGAGGAAUCUAUUACAGGUGAUUACGCCCUCGUUAAAGCAUGGAAGGCGGACAAGUCGGGUAACUUAACUUUCAGAAAAACAGCGCGUAACUUUAACCCACCGAUGUGUAAAGCUGGUAGAAUAACGGUAGCAGAGGUAGAAGAGAUCGUUGAAGAUGGCGCCAUCGAACCAGAAGAUAUUCACGUACCUCAUGUCUUUGUACAGAGAAUCAUUAAAGGUCCAAAAUACGAGAAACGUAUAGAGAGAUUACGUUUAACGGAAGACAGUACGAAUGAAAAACCUAAAAAUGCUGCAGCACUGAUGAGAGAAAAGAUAGUAAAAAGAGCAGCAUUAGAGUUUAAAGAUGGCAUGUAUGCUAAUUUAGGAAUAGGUAUGCCGAUGUUAGCCAGUAAUUAUAUAGCUAAAGGUAUUAACGUUAGUCUACAGAGUGAAAAUGGUAUUCUUGGUCUGGGUCCGUUUCCAAGGAAAGGUGAAGAAGAUGCCGAUUUAAUUAACGCUGGUAAAGAAACAGUAACGUCUUUACCUGGUAGUUCUUUCUUCUCAAGUGAUGAAUCGUUCGCUAUGAUCAGAGGUGGUCAUAUUGAUUUAACUAUAUUGGGUGCCAUGCAGGUGUCAAGAUAUGGUGAUAUCGCUAACUGGAUGAUACCUGGUAAAUUAGUUAAAGGUAUGGGUGGUGCUAUGAUGAUAACUAUAUUAUAUUAUAUUUACUAG
This is a messenger RNA of Patella vulgata (common limpet), 1304 nucleotides long. Its product is annotated as succinyl-CoA:3-ketoacid coenzyme A transferase 1, mitochondrial. The record is from RefSeq and is a predicted model, not a curated record. Lineage: Eukaryota; Metazoa; Mollusca; Gastropoda; Patellidae. The coding region runs from base 6 to 1304 and encodes 432 amino acids. Gene Ontology annotation, molecular function: succinyl-CoA:3-oxo-acid CoA-transferase activity. The transcript has 12 exons. Gene Ontology annotation, cellular component: mitochondrion.